Messenger RNA from Gambusia affinis (western mosquitofish), 1700 nucleotides. Its product is annotated as H-2 class I histocompatibility antigen, Q9 alpha chain-like. Gene Ontology annotation, biological process: immune response. Lineage: Eukaryota; Metazoa; Chordata; Actinopteri; Cyprinodontiformes; Poeciliidae. The transcript is spliced from 8 exons. The coding region runs from base 93 to 1220 and encodes 375 amino acids. Gene Ontology annotation, cellular component: external side of plasma membrane. The record is from RefSeq and is a predicted model, not a curated record.
UUCAUUCUUCGGCUGCAGUCGCUACCGAAAGCACGUCUUUCUUGGCAAUAUAAGUUCCUAAACUUAAACUAUCAGUUCCAGCGACAACACAUAUGAAAAUGAAUAUUUUUCUUCUGCUGCUCCUACUGGGAGCAGUGAUAUGCAGCACUGAUGCUGUUACGCACUCACUGAAGUAUUUCUACACUGCAUCCUCUGGGAUUCCAAAUUUCCCAGCGUACGUGUCUGUCGGGUUGGUGGAUGAUCUUCAGAUUAGCCACUGUGACAGCUUCAUCAAUAGAAACGAACCUAGACAGAACUGGAUGAGCAGAGCAGAAGAGGAGGAUCCAGGAUACUGGGAGGGACAGACUCAGACAUGUUUGGGGCAACAGCAGUCCUUCAAAGCCAACAUCGAUAUAGCAAAGAAACGCUUCAACCAAACUGGAGGUGUGCAUGUAGUCCAGCGGUUGUAUGGCGUUGAGUGGGACGACGAGACAGGAAAGAUUACUGGAUUUCAUCAGUAUGGUUAUGAUGGGGAAGAUUUCAUAGCAUUGGACUUUGAUACAGAGACAUGGACUGCUCCGACCCAGCAAGCUGUUAUCACCAAGCACAAGUGGGACAACGACAAGCCUAAUACUGAUUACUGGAUCAAUUACCAUGCCCACCUUGCUCCUGACUGGUUGAAGAAGUAUGUGGACUAUGGAAAAGACUCUCUCAUGAGAACAGAGCUUCCAUCAGUGUCUCUCCUUCGCAAGUCGUCAUCCUCUCCAGUCAGCUGCCACGCUACGGGUUUCUAUCCCAACAGAGCAGAAAUGUUCUGGAGGAAAGAUGGAGAGGAGAUUCAUGAGGGUGUGGACAAAGGAGAGAUUCUCCCCAACAAUGAUGGGACCUUCCAGAUGAGUGUUGACCUGAAGCUUUCAUCAGAAAACCCAGAGGACCAGAAAAAAUAUGAAUGUGUGUUUCAGCUGUCUGGAGUCAAAGAUGACAUCAUCACCAGACUGGAGAAAAUAAAAAUAAACAUCAGGACUGGACAUGGUUCUUCAGAGUUCCCCCCUGAGGCUGUUAUUGGGAUUGUUGUGACACUGGUAAUUCUGGUUGGCAUCAUUGCUGGAGCCCUAUGGUGGAAAAGAAGAAACAAUGGGUUUGAAAAAGCAAAUACUUCUGAGACUUCAUCUUCUUCCUCAGGAGAUCCUAAGAAUCAGGUGAACAGCGAACAGGAGAAGAUGAUGAAGACAAUAAGUUGAAUGCACAAAGAAAACAGAACAGUCUGGAAAUAUCUGUUCAUAAAUUACAACAUCAAGUAAAAUUAAAAUAACUGUGGAAAUCAAUCUUUUUAAUAUGUAUGACAGUUCUCUUCCGAGACUUCUAUUUUUCCUUUCUUUAUGAUUUAAGUUUCCUUUUCUCCUUUUUUUUAUUUGACACUCCUGCUUUACUGGAUUAAUGUUGGUUAAAUUAAACAAACUUGAUACAAUUGUAAAAAUAACUCACUAUUGUGUUUAUUUUAAUGCAACUGCAAUCUUAAUUAAUGUGGGGAUUUUUUUGUUUGUUUUCCAUCUCAUAUGUGUGACAAAAAUAUUAUAAAUGAAGCAAAUUUGUUAGUUCUUUGAUUACAACUGUUUGCUUUGAUGUUUUACUGUUUUAUUGAAUUCCUAUUUUCUUCAACAUUCUACCAAUAAGGUCUAUAUGUGGUGGUGCAAUUUUAUCAAUAAAAUAUAAAUAUAAAA